AUGAACUGUCCAGCUUCUGGGAGCCGGAGCCUGCCCCGCAGCGACUGCUGCCCGGCGCGCGCGUGGUACGUGGAGCGUUGCGAAUUGCCUGCACAUUGUCUCUGGCAGAGCAGCGAAUCUGGGCACAGGUUGGACAGCGGCAACAGCAACCUGUUCUGGAGAAUCCAGUUGGACCAAGAUCUCUUCGACACCAUCAUCGCCAUUUACCCGGAGUGGUUCAAGGACUACCAGCUGCAGCUGCAGCAGCAGCAGCAGCAGCAGCAGUCGGCUAGCGGCCAGGGCGACGCCGCCCCCAGCAUGGCGGAGGCGGAGGGCCCCGGCUGUGGCUCGGCCGACGCGCCGCCCCCGCCCGGCCGGCCC
Molecule: messenger RNA, 360 nt
Organism: Schistocerca serialis cubense
Lineage: Eukaryota; Metazoa; Arthropoda; Insecta; Orthoptera; Acrididae
Exons: 6
Source: RefSeq, a predicted model, not a curated record